Messenger RNA from Iphiclides podalirius (scarce swallowtail), 282 nucleotides. The record is from the annotation of a GenBank genome assembly. Lineage: Eukaryota; Metazoa; Arthropoda; Insecta; Lepidoptera; Papilionidae.
AUGAAUGCUCCGUUUUACGGCUAUCUCACGAGCGAGGAAGAUAGAUUCGCGUGUCGGCCGCGCCGCUAUCAUCUCCUCCUACCCCUACCGCAUCCUCACCCUGGGGCCUCCAAUCCUAAGGUGCGAUACGACAAGGUCAUCGGAUUCGCGGAUUCGGUGAACGGUGUAUAUGUGGUCUUCUGGAUCAUUAAACCAUUGCAUUUGACAAAAGUGUGCCGUUUACAGUCGAUCGCAGCGAUCAUCUUAAAGGAAUUCGAAUAUGCGUCAGAUGAAGGAAAAGCC